CUUUCUAGAAAGUUAUAAACAGUUUGCUGUAAAACCCAAUAAACAAAACACACAAACACAACAAUGGUCGAUUACAGCAAGUGGAAGGAUAUUGAGAUAUCAGAUGAUGAAGAUGAAACUCACCCAAACAUUGAUACGCCGUCGUUAUUUAGAUGGCGUCAUCAAGCCAGAGUCGAAAGAAUGGAAGAAAGAAAAAAGGAAAAACAAGAACAUGAACAACGUAAGGCUGAGAAUAUUAGGAAACUUAAUGAAACCAAAAAGAAGAUAAAUGAAGUGGCACCUGACAGCUCAGAUAUGGAUUCACUGAAAAAAGCCCUUGCUGACUUAGAAAAUGAGCAAAAGGAGAUACAGAAGAAAGAAGACGAAUUAAGAAAGAAAGAAAAAACGACUCCAUGGAAUGUGGACACAAUAAGUGAACCAGGGUUUACUAAAACAGUAAUUAAUACAAAACCCGCUAGGCCUAGAGAUGAGAAUUUGACUGAAGAAGAGAAGGAAGCAAAGAUGAAGAAAUUCAUAAAUGAAAAUGAAAAACUUCUUAAGAAAUUUGGUAUGUUAAGAAAAUAUGAUGACUCCAAACAAUUUCUCCAAGAGCACAACCAGCUUGUGUGUGAAGAAACAGCUAAUUAUUUGGUUAUUUGGUGUAUCAAUUUGGAAAUGGAGGGAAAACAUGAGCUAAUGUCCCAUGUAGCCCAUCAAACUAUCUGUAUGCAGUACAUGCUUGAACUAUCAAAGCAAUUGGAUGUGGAUCCCCGUGCAUGUAUUGGGUCAUUCUUCUCAAGAAUUCAAGUAGCAGAAAAGACAUACAAAGACUCCUUUGAUGAUGAGCUUGAACAAUUUAAGAAGAGGAUUCAAAAGAGAGCGCAAGAGAAGAUACAAGAGGCUAUCAAAGAGCAGGAGGAGGAGGAGAGACAAGCCAGACUGGGGCCAGGUGGUCUGGAUCCUGUGGAAGUUUAUGAGGAGCUGCCUGAUGAAUUGAAGAAAUGCUUUGAUGCUCAAGACGUCCCAAUGCUUCAAGCAACUAUAGCGAAAAUGCCAGAACAAGAAGCUAUUUAUUAUAUGAAGAGGUGUGUGGACUCCGGCCUAUGGGUGCCAGGAAAGAAUGAUGAAGAACCUACUAUGAAAGAUAAUAGCGGACAGCCUUCUUCUGAAAAAGAUGUAGUGCCUUCUAUCAGUGCUGAAGAAUUAGAUUAAGUUCUCUGAUACCUUGUACAUAAUUUAAGCCACAUGGCAUUUGCAUUUUAUAUUUUUUGCAGUAUAAUUGAAAUAAAUAUCUAGUAUUAUUUCAUUGUUUUCCACCUAACCUUCAGUGGAUGUUGUGUACAGAACAAUGCUUAUUAUUAACCCAAUAUAUGCUGGAGAUUA
Molecule: messenger RNA, 1362 nt
Organism: Colias croceus (clouded yellow)
Lineage: Eukaryota; Metazoa; Arthropoda; Insecta; Lepidoptera; Pieridae
Gene: Cdc37
Product: hsp90 co-chaperone Cdc37
Exons: 5
Coding region: 64-1191 (375 amino acids)
Biological process (GO): protein folding; protein stabilization
Cellular component (GO): cytoplasm
Molecular function (GO): protein kinase binding; heat shock protein binding; protein-folding chaperone binding
Source: RefSeq, a predicted model, not a curated record